AUGGCGUCUCUCUGUCAGGCUUUGGAAACUGUGAGGCGAGAUUUAAGACGAACUGACAGAGAAAUCAAGAGGCGUUUAAGGUUCAUGGACAUGCAUUGCUGCCAUAGCUUCUGCAACAGACAUCUUCACUUACAUUGCCUCUGUGACAUAGGCUGCCACCCACAUUGUUGUUGUACUCUCCACCCAUAUCCGCACUGCCUUUGUGACAUUCUGUGCUGCAGUCCGUGUCGACUACCAUGCCUCACAUCGUUGGAGAGGAAAGCCAUUAGAGCUAAAAUAGAAGCUGAGCAGGAACUGGCCAGGAUUCGAAGAAGGGUUACUAAGAUGCUGGAAUCAUCCACUCGUCCAAAGCUUCUGGCUUUGAUGGACAUUAAAGGUUAUGACCCUGAGGACAUAUCAGUGAGAGUGCAAGACGGGAAAGUCAAAGUGUCCGCUGAACAUGAAGAAGAAUUAAAGACCUGCCACGGAAAGGAGUACAACUACUCAACAGUCACCAAGGAGAUCUGUUUGCCACCAGGAGUGUCAGAUGAGGAAGUCACUUACAGUAUAGGGCCCACCAGUCUUGUGAGAAUAGAAUCUCCACGUCCGUGUCCUCCUUGCCUGUUGAGUUUGCUUUAA
This is a messenger RNA of Gekko japonicus, 618 nucleotides long. RefSeq names its product outer dense fiber of sperm tails 1 (gene ODF1). The transcript has 2 exons. Gene Ontology annotation, cellular component: outer dense fiber. The record is from RefSeq and is a predicted model, not a curated record. Lineage: Eukaryota; Metazoa; Chordata; Lepidosauria; Squamata; Gekkonidae. The coding region runs from base 1 to 618 and encodes 205 amino acids.